Messenger RNA from Erigeron canadensis, 2484 nucleotides. RefSeq names its product exocyst complex component EXO70A1-like. NCBI's taxonomy places the organism in Eukaryota, Viridiplantae, Streptophyta, Magnoliopsida, Asterales, Asteraceae. The record is from RefSeq and is a predicted model, not a curated record. Gene Ontology annotation, cellular component: exocyst. Gene Ontology annotation, molecular function: phosphatidylinositol-4,5-bisphosphate binding. The coding region runs from base 197 to 2134 and encodes 645 amino acids. The transcript is spliced from 12 exons. Gene Ontology annotation, biological process: exocytosis.
AUUCAUUUUCUCUGUACGCGCACACACCCCCACCCUGUCAAACCAAGAUCAAUCAAUUAAUCAAUCAAUCAUGAUAUAGUCAACUAAACCUUCAAACCCAUCAAAUAUUUCAUCACUUUUUUUGCUUACAAACUUGAAGAGAUAUAUAGAUAUAGAUAUAGAUAUAGAUACAUAUAUAGAUAUAGAUUGAGAGAUCAUGGGUGUUCCUGUGCGGACGAUGGGUGUUGAUAAUCUGAGCGAAAAAGCAGCAAAAAUGAGAGAAUCCUUACAAAAAAGUCAGUCCAUUACUGAAAAUAUGGUUUCCAUUUUGGGUUCUUUUGACCACCGUCUUUCUGCCCUUGAAACCGCCAUGCGACCCACUCAGAUUAGGACUCAUGCUAUACGCAGAGCUCAUGAAAACAUCGACCGGACUUUGAAGGCUGCUGAUGUUAUAUUGGACAGAUUUGAUCUUUCUCGUGAGGCGGAAGCUAAAAUACUAAAAGGGCCACAUGAGGACCUUGAAAGCUAUCUUGAGGCAAUUGAGCAGCUUAGGAGCAAUAUUGUUUUCUUUACCAACAAUAAAAGCUUUAAAAGUAGCGAUGGAGUUAUUAACCAUGCAACUAAUUUACUUUCUAAGGCUAUAUCUAAGCUUGAACAAGAGUUUAAACAACUCUUAUCAUCAUACAGCAAAUCUGUGGAGCCUGAUCGGCUAUAUGAAUGCCUUCCAAAUUCACUACGACCCUCAUCUGGAUCACCUGAUUCAAAGAAUCCUACUAAUAGUCAUGCUGGCCACAUCACUGCUGAAACCGCAGUUUUCACUCCUUUAAUCCUCAUACCACCACGUGUCCUUCCUCUGCUUCAUGACUUAGCCCAACAUAUGGUGCAAGCUGGUCACAUUCAGCAGUGCCUUGUUAUAUACAGGGAUACUCGUUCGGUAGUCUUAGAAGAGACCCUUCAGAAAUUGGGAGUGGAGAAGCUUAGCAAAGAUGAUGUCCAGAAGAUGCAGUGGGAAGUCUUGGAACUCAAGAUAGGGACAUGGAUUCAUUUCAUGCGAAUUGCAGUGAAAUUACUAUUUACUGCCGAAAGAAAAGUUUGUGAUCAGAUGUUUGAAGGCAUUGAAUCUCUUAAAGAUCAGUGUUUUGCUGAAGUUACAGCAGGUAGUGUUGCCAUGCUACUCAGUUUUGGAGAUGCCAUAGCCAAAAGCAAGAGAUCACCAGAGAAGUUAUUUGUGCUUCUGGACAUGUAUGAGAUAAUGCGCGAGCUUCACUCUGAGAUUGAAUUGCUCUUCAGAGGUAAAGCUUGCAAGGACAUUAGAGAAUCUGCUCUAGGUUUAACAAAGCGACUUGCCCAGACAGCUCAAGAAACAUUUGGUGACUUUGAAGAAGCUGUAGAAAAGGAUGCAACCAAAACAGCUGUGUCAGAUGGAACUGUUCACCCUCUUACAAGCUAUGUGAUCAACUAUGUGAAGUUUUUGUUCGACUACCAGACUACGCUAAAGCAACUGUUUCAAGAGUUUGAAAACGGGGAGGACUCGAAUUCCCAGCUAGCAUCUGUAACAAUGCGAAUUAUGCAAGCCCUUCAAAUCAAUUUAGAAGGAAAAUCAAAACAGUACAAAGACCCUGCUUUAACUAACUUGUUUCUAAUGAACAAUAUUCAUUAUAUGGUCAGAUCCGUUCGCAGGUCUGAAGCAAAGGACUUGUUGGGGGAUGAUUGGGUUCAAAGACACAGAAGGGUUGUGCAACAACAUGCUAAUCAGUACAAGAGGAUAGCUUGGGCAAAGAUACUGCAAUGUCUAUCUAUUCAAGGGCUCUCUUCGUCUGGAGGUGGUUCAGUUGGGGGUGGUGACGGAGGCAACAGUAGUGGAGCCUCACGAGCACUUGUAAAGGAUAGGUUGAAGAUCUUCAAUGGACAAUUUGAGGAGCUUCAUCAAAGACAAUCUCAAUGGACGGUUCCUGACACAGAGCUUAGAGAGUCUUUGAGGCUUGCAGUAGCUGAAGUCUUGUUGCCAGCUUACAGAUCAUUUAUCAAACGUUUUGGGGCACUUGUUGAGAAUGGGAAGAAUCCUCAUAAGUACAUCAGGUAUACAGCAGAGGAUCUUGACCGGAUGCUUGGUGAAUUUUUUGAGGGUAAGACUUUGAAUGAGGCCAGAAGGUAGAUUUCAUACUACCAGAAAGAUAGAACGAAAGAUGUCGAGAAGAUACUGGCUAUACUGGUGUUGAGUUACUCUUUCGCCCGUGUUAGUGUACACUGUAGUCUAUCAAUAAGAAGAGGGCAUAUAUGUUCGUUUUGUAUGUAUUUGGGGAUUAAGAGGAUGAGUAGUGCUAACAAGUGAAAGAAAGAAAAGACACUGGUAAGAUGUCGAUCAAAUUUUCUCUUGGUUGAUGUUUUUUAUGCUGUUGUGAACCAUUCUUUUGUAAUUGUGUAUAGAUUAGUGGAUCAAGUUAGAUGACUAGAUUGUUUCAUUGUUUUCUGUUAUAAUAUAACAUUCAAGUUUGUUUGCUUUCA